Molecule: messenger RNA, 1719 nt
Organism: Ceratitis capitata (Mediterranean fruit fly)
Lineage: Eukaryota; Metazoa; Arthropoda; Insecta; Diptera; Tephritidae
Product: senecionine N-oxygenase
Exons: 5
Coding region: 379-1662 (427 amino acids)
Molecular function (GO): NADP binding; flavin adenine dinucleotide binding; N,N-dimethylaniline monooxygenase activity
Source: RefSeq, a predicted model, not a curated record
AAUGAAGAGUCGGCAUAUUGAGCGCAUAAUAGCAGAUCAGCAGUAAGCGCCAAUGAUCCCUCCAUACGAGUGAGUACCACGUACGAAUAAAACUUUAUACGAACUCACGCAGCUGUUCAGUUGUAACGUAUAUAAGUAGCGAAGAGGAGCUGCUCACAAGAGCGCGGGUAGUUUUCCUUUGAGUUAAUAAGAAAAUAUAUUCAUUGAAAAAAAAGAAUAAAAAUACAAACGUAAAUAAAAACGCAUUUUUCGGCAAUUAAAAACAUAUCAAUAUUUUUCCGACACCAAAAAGCGCUUAUCACACAAAUAAUUUACUCUUUGCAAGAAAGAAUAUAAUAUAAUCAAGCAAAUAAUAUAAAAAAUAAUUGAAAAAAAAAUAUGAGCGCGAAAUCCCGAUGCUGCAUAGUUGGCGCUGGCGCAGCUGGCCUCUGCGCCUUGAAAUAUGCGCUCGAAUUCGGCAUGGAGGCGGUGGCGUAUGAGAAAUGUAAUGAAAUCGGCGGCACCUGGGUGUACACGGAGCAAACAACGGAUGGCUUUGCAGCAGCGGAGGAUGUGCAUAGCAGCAUGUACGAGGGUUUACGCACCAAUCUACCAAAGGAAGUUAUGGAUUUUCCUGACUUUAAGUUUCCCACCAACAUGCGUGAAUCCUAUAUUCUGGCCAGUGAUGUCUUGGCAUACUUUCAAGCAUAUGCCGAGCACUUUCAACUCCUGCCACACAUUCAAUUACAGCAGGAGGUGGUGCGUGUGCGACCCCAGCAUAACAAGUGGGAGGUUCUAACGCUUGAUUUACAAAGCAACAGUUUUACGACGGAAAUUUUUGAUUAUAUUUUUAUUUGCAAUGGACGUUAUGCUACGCCGUCUUAUCCGCAAACCGAGGGUAUUGAUUUGUAUAAAGGUCAUAAAAUUCACAGUCAUGUUUUUCGCAAGGCGGAGAGCUUUAAAGACGCCACUGUUCUCAUGGUUGGCGCCGGUCGUAGUGGCAUGGACAUCACCCAUCACAUCUACCCAUUUGCCAAGCGUAUAUAUCUCAGUCAUCACCUACAACAGAAACCGCCGAUAACAGAUUUUAUGCCGAAUGUCAUACAAAAGCCUGUUGUAGAACGCUACACUGCAGAUGGCGCCAUCUUCAAGGAUGGCACACAAGCCAGCUUCACGCACAUAAUCUUCUGCACCGGCUACAAUUUAACCAUACCCUUUCUCAGUGCCGACUGUAACCUGCACGUCCAUGACAACCUCGUCUAUCCACUCUACAAACACUGCAUCAAUAUCUAUCAUCCGACAAUGUGCUUCAUUGGUCUGCCAAUAUACGCGUAUCCCAUCAAGCUGUUCGAUAUGCAAACGCGUUUCGUAAUGCAAUAUUAUAGUGGUAGAUUGCAAUUGCCCAGCACGGCGGAUAUGUUGGCCGAUACGGAACGUGAUUUGGCCGAGCGUAGGGAGCGUGGUUUGCCACGUCGAAAGGCCCAUUUGGUUGGCGAGCGACAGUUUGACUACUAUGACGAGCUGGCGGCGUUGACAGGCAUCGAUAAUAUCAAACCUGUUAUUAAAAAUCUUUCGAAAAUCUGUAGCGGCAAAUUUCUUUACGAAUUACAAAAUUAUCGGAAAACUGCGUUUGAGGUUAUAGAUGAAGAAAACUUUGUGCAAUUCAAGUUGGAUGAAGUCUAAUGAGGAAAAUUUUAAGAAUAUAGGGAAAUAAAGAGAUUGUAUUUUAAGAGAACUAAA